Alosa sapidissima (American shad) is the source of this 6872-nucleotide messenger RNA. RefSeq names its product tenascin R (restrictin, janusin) (gene tnr). Bases 509 to 4615 code for a protein of 1368 amino acids. The transcript is spliced from 24 exons. Gene Ontology annotation, molecular function: protein binding. The record is from RefSeq and is a predicted model, not a curated record. Lineage: Eukaryota; Metazoa; Chordata; Actinopteri; Clupeiformes; Clupeidae.
GAGAGAGGGAGUGAGAGAGAGAGAGAGAGAGAGACUGAGAGAGGAGGAGAGAGCAGGAGCAAGGUGCACACGUUGCCCUGCUUCCCCAUUGCAGCCACGACCGGCACUGAGAGAGGAGCCCCCCGACUAAACGGUGGGAACAACAGAGCCGCUGAACAAUUGGCUGACAGAUCGAUAUCCUCCCAGCAGAAGAAGCAGGCACAGGGAGAAGCUCUCUUAGGAUCACCGACUAAGAGAUAAGACACACAGCGAGACGGCUAGAGAGAGAGAAAGAGAGAGAGAGAGAGAGAAGAGUCGGAGGAAGACAAACCAAAGCAUCCUCUGCCUGGCUUCUUAGACUAGGAUUCCGUUGUCCAGAUAUCAAGGUGUAAUUGCUUAGGUGGUCUUGGCCUCCAUUGCGGGGCUGGAGAUUAAAGUGCAGCUGGGGGAGGACCUUCACCAGUGCCUCAGUGCCAGUUUAGUCAUCACCAGUGCUGCUUUGUGAGCCUGCUCUGCUCCCUCAGCUAAGAUGUCGGCUGGACGCCAGAUGACGCUGAGGAGCUACGUGGUGGGGCUGUCCUUUUCUCUCGCCUUCCUGGGAGUCUGCGCCUUACCGCCCCGGGGCGGCCUGGUGCGAACCACCAGGGUCAAGCGCCAGGCUCCCGAUGCCGGCGGCGCGUCCGGGGGCAACCAGACACAGCCCAUGAUCUUCAACCACGUCUACAACAUCAACGUGCCCCUGGAGUCGCUCUGCUCCGUGGACCUGGAGUCGGGCGCGGCCGGCCAGAGGGCGAAGGAGGCCACAGGGAGCGACGUGGGUAGCACUACGACAGCGCCCCCGGCCGAAUACACGGAGGAGACGGUGGACGCGGACAGCCAGGUCACGUUCACCCACCGCAUCAACAUCCCCAAGCAGGCCUGCGGCUGCUCAGGCUCGGGCUCGAGUUCAGGCGUGGCCGCCGCCACCAUCCAGCAGCUGACCAGCCGCAUCGAGAUGCUAGAACGGGAGGUGUCCCUGCUGCGCGUCCAGUGCAGCUCCAGCUGCUGUGGGGAGAGCUCAGCCAUAGGUCGUCUGGAUUACGUUCCUCACUGCAGCGGCCACGGCACCUUCAGCAUGGAUGUGUGCGGCUGUGUGUGCGACGAGGGAUGGGCGGGCAAGAACUGCUCCGAGCCCCGUUGCCCAGACGACUGCUCGGGCCAGGGAGUGUGCAUCGACGGCGAGUGUGUGUGCGACCGGGACUUUGGUGGCGACAACUGCUCUGAGCCCCGUUGUCCUGGAGACUGCUCAGACCGGGGCCUGUGUCUGGACGGCGAGUGUGUCUGCGAGGAGGCCUACACCGGCGACGACUGCUCCCAGAGCCGCUGCCUGAACGACUGCUCCGACCAGGGCCUCUGCAUCAACGGAACGUGCCAGUGUCGCCCGGGCUUCGUGGGGGAGGACUGCUCAGUGGUCUUCUGCGCAAACAACUGCAGCCAGAAAGGAGUCUGCAAGGACGGGUUCUGCGUCUGCCAAGAGGGCUUCACCGGAGAUGACUGUGCAUCCGUGGCGUCACCCUUGAACCUUCAAGUGCGGGGAGUGACGGAACGUACCAUUGACCUGGAGUGGGAGGGGUCAGUUGUGCUGACAGACUACCUGAUCACGUAUGUGCCAACCAGCCCGGGAGGUGUGCAACUUGAGAUCAGGGUACCAGGCAAUGUCACCAAUGGCACCAUCAAAGAGCUCGAGCCUGGGAUUGAGUACACCAUUAACGUCUAUGCCGUGCUCAACAACGUCAUCAGUGUACCUGUCACAGCUCAAGUGUCGACAUAUCUUUCGAAUCCAGAUGGUUUAGUCUUCAAAUCCAUCACGGAAACAUCGGUGGAGGUCCAGUGGAAGCCCUUCGACUACUUGUUUGAUGGCUGGGAAAUAAGCUUCAUUCCCAAGGAUAACGACGGGGGGAUGACGGCACAGCUGCCCAGCACCAUCACCUCCUUCCAUCAGACAGGGCUGAGGCCGGGGGAGGAGUACACCGUCAACCUGGUGGCGCUGAGGGACCAGGGCCGCAGCCAGCCCGUCACGGCCACCGUCACCACCAAGAUUGAUGGCCCGACUGACCUGAUCGUCCGAGAUAUUUCAGAGUCUGUGGCAUUUGUGGAGUGGACCCCACCCAAGGCUAAAGUGGACCAGAUCGUCCUCCGCUAUGGGCUGGUUGGGGCAGAAGGCCCUAAGACCACUUUCCGCCUGCAGCCGACGUUGAGUCAGUACUCUCUGCAAGUGCUGCAGCCAGGCUCACGAUAUGAAGUGUCUGUCAGCGGGGUACGCAAGGGUAACGAAAGUGGAGCCAUUUCAACCGAAUUUACCACCGAGCUGGACGCGCCCAAGAAUCUGCGUGUGCUGUCCAGGUCCUCCACCUCUCUGGAGCUGGAGUGGGACAACAGCGAGGCGGAGGUGGAGGGUUACCGCGUAGUGUACAGCACGCUGGCCGGAGACCAGUACGACAAGGUGGUCGUGCCCCGCAACGAGGGACCCACCAGCCAGACAACGCUCACAGAUCUGUUGCCUGGCACGGAGUAUGGGAUUGGCAUAUCAGCUGUGCUUGGCACCAACCAGAGCUCUCCUGCCACCAUGAACGCUAGGACGGACUUGGAUGUCCCGAUGGACCUGGCGGUGACCGCGUCCACCGACAACUCCAUCACCCUGCAGUGGGGCAUAGUGCAGGGUCCCAUCGACCACUACCGGAUCACGUACACGUCCUCCAGCGGGGUGAAGACCGAACUCACCAUGCCCAAAGACGCCACCUCGGCCACCCUGACUGAUCUGGUGCCAGGGACCGAGUACACCAUCACGGUGGCAGCACAGAGAGGCAGGCAGCAGAGCACAGCUGCAACCAUCGAUGCUUUCACAGGGUUCCGCCCUGUCGCCCAGCUCUACUUCUCUGACGUCACGUCUGGUUCGCUGACGGUGGCCUGGGGCGCUCCUGCCCCACCCGCUGACACCUUCGUCCUGAGCUACACCACGGAGGAUUUGAGGCAUAGCUCCCAGGUCACCCUCGACGGAUCCAAAACCAGAACCACGUUCAGAGAUCUCCUCCCCUCAAGAAAGUACAUCAUCACCCUGGUCACUGUCCGCGGUGAUGUGACGGAGACUGUCGAAGGCAUGGUCGUUACAGGCAUAGACCCCCCACGGGAUAUGACAGUGUCGUAUGUGACAGAGGACACUGUCACAAUAUCGUGGCAGCAGCCCCUUGCACCCUUCGACUACUACAAGAUGUCCUACCAGUCAUCAAAAGGUAGGGUGGACAGUGUGGUGAUUGACAGCGAAGUGUCCAACUACACCCUGACCAGCCUCCUUCCGGCCACUGAGUACGAAAUCAACCUGAACGCAGUGCGAGGGAGCCAGGAGAGCAGCAUUGUCACCACCAGCGUGUUCACCGCAAUGGACAUGCCAAUGGACCUCACUGCCCUGAACGUGACACCCCAGGGGGCACUGCUGCGUUGGAAUCCCCCCCUAUCCAGUGUGGACAACUACGUGCUCACCCUCACCCGGAACCAAGUCACUGCCGACACCUUCCUGGUGGAGGGCAACAAGCAGGAGUAUCAGCUGAGCAAGCUUAUCCCCAGCACCACCUACUCCGUUGCCCUGUACGCCACUAAGGGACCGCUCACCAGCGGCACCGUCAUCUCCAACUUCGUCACCCCCAUGGACGCCCCGCAGAACCUGACGGCCAGCGAGGUCAACCACCGGAGUGCCCUCAUCUCCUGGCAACCGCCCCUUGCCGACAUCGACAACUACAUGCUGACGUACAAGUCUGCUGACGGCAGUCGCAAGGAGCUGAUCCUGGAUGCUGAGGACACGUGGAUCCGCCUGGAGGGCCUGGCCGAGACUACGGAGUACACGGUGAGGCUGCAGGCGGCGCGGGGCCUGGAGACCAGCGCCAUCGUCUCUACUUCCUUCACCACCGGAAACCGUCUGUUCGCCACCCCGCAGAAUUGCGCCCAGCACCUGCUGAACGGCGAGACCCUGAGCGGCGUCUACACCAUCUACAUCAACAGAGACCAGAGCCAGGGUGUGCAGGUCUACUGCGACAUGACCACCGACGGAGGAGGCUGGCUCGUUUUCCAGAGACGCCAGAACGGCCUGACGGACUUCUCCAGGAAAUGGAGUGACUACCGGAGUGGCUUUGGCAACCUGGAGGACGAGUUUUGGCUAGGCUUGGACAACAUUCAGAGGAUUUCAUCUCAAGGACGUUAUGAGAUGCGGAUCGACAUGAAAGAUGGACAGGAGUCUGUGUAUGCCACCUACGAUAAGUUUGUCCUCGGGGAUGCCAGGAGCCUCUACAAACUGAGGAUAGGGGAGUACAACGGCACGGCAGGCGACUCGCUCACCUACCACCAGGGCCGACCCUUCUCCACCAAGGACAGGGACAAUGACAUUGCCGUGACCAACUGUGCGCUCUCCUACAAAGGGGCCUGGUGGUACAAGAACUGCCACCGGGCCAACCUCAACGGCAAGUACGGGGAGUCCAGACACAGUCAGGGUAUUAACUGGUACCACUGGAAAGGACAUGAGUUCUCCAUCCCAUUUGUGGAGAUGAAGAUGCGGCCAUUUAACUACCGGAGCAUAAGUGGAAAGCGCAGGCGGUCUACCCCUUUAUAAUCCCCCCGUAACCUCAUCCUCUAACCCUCUCCUCUUGUUUUGCUGGUUGUCCCUAUUUUUACACAGAAUGGGAGAAGGAUAGGUAAAGCUGUGUCAUUUAUUUACAAAUGAUGACAAAAAAGACAACACAGUCCAUAGAAGAGCUGUAGUUUUAAGGCUGUUUCUUUUAUGUGAAGCAGGUAGUGCUACCUACCUUGGAGAGUUGAGGGCUGUAAAGAUGUUACCCACACACUGCACAUGCCCUCAAGAAAAAUAAAUCUAUAUAUAUAAAAGCAAAAUCACGAGCCAGAAGAAUCAGAGAAGCUGUUAUUUUUUUCCUGUUUGAGAAAAAAAAGACUUUAAAAAAAGAAACAAAAAAACAUAAUGCCCUUAAGAUGCCUCUAUUUUUAUAACUGAUAUUGUAACUGAAUACAUGUGAUCACUCCAUGAAGCUUCACCUUCUUUAGUCAGAUUAGUGACUAUUGUUUGAGUGGAAUGCUCUCUGACCAGCCAUUGUAGAUUUGCAUUUAGUAUGAACUGAAAUCUACUUUGUAGCCCCAGGUUGGCUUUGUUCUUAUUUAUAGCUAUAGGUUUGUAAUUACACAAAAAUGUAAAUACCUGAAGAGGUCACAUGGCAAAUCUAUAAAGUCCUUUUAUUGUGCAAGAAAAGAGUCCCUAUAUUUCAAGCCCAUUUCUCUUUUGUUCCUCACAAGAGAGCCAAAGAUGUGCGUAAGAGCAUUACUAAAAAAUACAAAUGUAUUAUUCAGUUAAUCAAUUUAUUGGCUAGAAUUGCUAAAAUGUAACAGAUUUAUUUAUGUUAUUUGAAGUAAAUGCACCCAUGAAUGACCCUACCCAGCUAAUUGUUAGAGAAUUCCCAUAAAAUAUUCAUAUUUACUUCGACCAUCUACAUUGCAAUCCUAACCGCAUAAUAGUUAUACGAGUCAGUAAGUUGUUGAUUAAAUUGUGUUUUUGUGCUUUUAUUAUUUCAGAAAGGUGCUUUGUUCCUGCUCUUUUGUUGUGGGUUUACUGAACAUUACCUUAGAUUUCAGUAUGUAACUGACCACCAAGAAAUCUGUCUAAAAAAAAAAAACAAUCCCUCUCAUCUGCACCCAUUUCAGUGUAUUUUGAAAAACAGCGCUUAUAGAGAGUAAGAUGUUCCAACAACACCCAGUGCACCUUUGCAUCCUGUCCAUGCCUCUGCGUGGUUUAAUGUUCUUAUUCCUUUCCAUUUGAAAUUGUCAGUGACUCCAUGUUCCUGUGUGUCCUCUAGACUAUUAACAUGUGCUAUAAGUGCAGGGAAGAGCCCAGUCGGUCUUAGCGUCCAUGGUAGAUGCCAAGAAACUUUGACACAUCUCAAAACCUCCGCUCUAACCGCCCCCGACUUAUGCAGCAUGUCACACAAGGCGCUAAAACCGUUUAGCAUGUCAACAAUAUGAUUAAUGUCACCAGCGUGACCGAGGAAAUGUGUCACGAUAACGUCUCGAGAAAGAAGUGUUUGUUUUUCUUCUCUGGAACAAAUUGACCAGAUAGGAAGCGACACAUGGCAGGCAGUGGCAGAGUGAACUCUGACAAGAGUGGCUGGCGAUCCCUUGAACGAGUUCUUCUUUUAAAAGCUAGAGUAGGAUGUGUAUUUGCUCAGUAGAUUGCCUUUGCCUCAAUGUAUUUUGUACAGGAUAUGAAAAUUAUGGCUUUAUGGAGAAUUGUAGAUGGAAGACUGUAACAGAUGCAAUGUCCCUUUGUGCUUUCUGAUAAGUGUUGUAUUUUAUGUUUACUCAAACAAUGUGAUUUUACCUCAAGAAGUAUAACGUUUCAGCACAUUUGACACCCAUAUGCCUACAUUACCAAUAACCACUUUAUUUAAAAUCUGAAGAUAUUUCAUAAUCUUCUAACAAACAGUGAUGUAACCUAAACCAUGUAUGUAUGUUUUGUUUAGUAAUUCAGGCUUUCCUCCACGUCGCUGGGGAAGUCUUAUUUCACCUCGCAAUUCCUCUUUUCAUUUCAGAUUGUAUUUUGUUGGUUUGUGUGUCUGCUUUCAACAAAAUGCAAAUGUGAUUAAGCCCAGUUGCAAAGAGUAAUGGAUAACACCGAGAACUGGAAAUGCAAGAGUGAGGCCCAUAAUUAACAGUAAUGUAUUCAUGCAUACAAAACAUGAACAGUAUCAAACGUAGACCCAUUUUAUGACAUUACACUUCAACGCAUAAUCAGGUUUGAAUGUUGUUGUUCUGCUUUCAUUUGAUGUGUGCAGAUCUGCAGUAUAAAUGAUUGAUAUUUCACCAGG